Molecule: messenger RNA, 882 nt
Organism: Recurvomyces mirabilis
Lineage: Eukaryota; Fungi; Ascomycota; Dothideomycetes; Mycosphaerellales; Teratosphaeriaceae
Exons: 1
Coding region: 1-882 (293 amino acids)
Biological process (GO): NADH dehydrogenase complex assembly; mitochondrial electron transport, NADH to ubiquinone
Cellular component (GO): mitochondrion
Source: RefSeq, a predicted model, not a curated record
AUGUUCACCCCCACACUCGCCCGCCUAGCGGGCGGCCGCCCAGGUUUCCUCCGCCGCAGCAUCGAAGAGCUCCGUCGUCAAGCCGGCAUCGCCGUCCGCAUGGAGGGUCUCCACGAACCACAGAAGCCGUUUCCCCUGAUCAAAUUCGACGAGUCGCAGACGCCCGAACGAUGUAAAAUCAUGUCUGACCAGACGAAUUUCGGGGGGUAUAGUAGAGCUACUUUGACCCAUGUCCCUGGCGCGCCGCAUGUGGAUAAUGAGGGGGGGUUGGGGAGGAUUGGGGGUGGGGAGAGGGGUGGUGAGGAGCCGAGUCAUGCGGUUUUUACGGGGAUGAUUAGUACGGAUUUACCUGUCAAUCGGCCGGAUAUUCAGAGGAGUGGUUUCGCGGCGUGGAGGACAAGGGAUCGGGGGUGGUGGAUGUUUGGCAAGUUGCUGUGGGAUAUUGAUCCUUAUGCUUAUCUGGCCCUGCGGAUCAAGAGUGAUGGGAGGAGGUACUUUAUCAAUAUCCAGACGGAGAGUAUUGUCCCCACGGAUAUCCAUCAGCAUUUACUCCCUUCUUAUACGCCGGGACAGUGGGAGACGGUCACCAUCCCCUUUUCCGCCUUCGUGCGCACGAAUUAUGGGGUUGUGGUCGAGCCGCAGAAGGAGAUGUUGAGGCAGAAGGUCAGGAGCGUGGGGAUUGGAUUGACGGAUCGGGUGCCCGGGCCUUUUGAAUUGUGUAUUGCCGAUGUGUAUGCUACGAAUCGAGCGCCGGAGCAUGAUCGGUUGAAGAGGGAGGAUACAGGGUUCGAUUUGGAGGUCGAGGAGGAGGAGAGUCAUGGGAUGAUGGAUGAGAUUGCGCCGAAGAGGAGAAAGGGGGAGCCGGAGAGGAUCUUGAUAUGA